Penicillium concentricum is the source of this 273-nucleotide messenger RNA. RefSeq lists its product as uncharacterized. Lineage: Eukaryota; Fungi; Ascomycota; Eurotiomycetes; Eurotiales; Aspergillaceae. The transcript has 3 exons. The coding region runs from base 1 to 273 and encodes 90 amino acids. The record is from RefSeq and is a predicted model, not a curated record.
AUGGAGGAUUGUGACGAUAUCAGCGCAGUCACAGAGGCCGUAGAUGCUCUCGAAAUCUUCCGCAUUCACCACGAAGCCAACACGGCCCGCGCUGAGUUCAAGUAUAAGAUCACCACAUUAAGCACUCGCCUUAACAAAUGCGAUGGCACCAUCGUCAAGUCUAUGCUCUGUCGGCAGCCGCCCUGUACUUCAUCGACAAAAUGCGUUGUCGCCCUGUUCUUAUCGUCGGUACUCUUGAGGCAGCAGACAGAUUACACCAGUUGGCAGCGUUAG